Thlaspi arvense is the source of this 5100-nucleotide messenger RNA. The record is from the annotation of a GenBank genome assembly. Lineage: Eukaryota; Viridiplantae; Streptophyta; Magnoliopsida; Brassicales; Brassicaceae.
UUUUUUUUUUUUUUUUUUUUUUUUUUUUCCCGUUUCCUCCGGGAAAAUAAACGGCGGCUUCACCAAAAGUCUCCGAUUUCGAAACCAGUAAGCAACUUACUACAUUGCUCUCAAAUCUCAAGUUUCUUCCGCGGGUUUUGCUUUCUUUCUCCAGUUUUCCUUUUAAGGUCACUUUGGAACAUGGAGGAAGAUCUCGAGGAGCUUCAGUUUCCUAUGGGAACUCUAAAAUCAAUAGGUUUUAGCAUUUCAAACAACAAAGAUCGAGAGAAGAUGUCUGUCAUGGAAGUUGAAGCAGCGAAUCAAGUGACCGAUUCACGGUUAGGUCUCCCGAAUCCGGAGUCUACUUGCAGAUCAUGUGGCAGCAAAGAUAGAAAAACUUGUGAAGGACAUUUCGGGCUUAUUAAGUUCCGGUACCCGAUAAUCAACCCGUAUUUCCUAAAUGAUAUAACUAAUUUGUUGAACAAGAUCUGCCCUGGAUGUAAAUACAUGCGGAAAAAACAGUCUCAGGGUACUGAAGACAGGCCUGAGGGAUGUAGAUAUUGCAUUUCAAAUACUGCUUACCCUCUGAUGAAGUUUAGGGUGAGUAAUAAAGAAGUCUUUAGGCGAUCUGCAAUCGUUUGUGAAGUAAGCGAAGAGAAUCUGUUGAAACUCAAGAAACGUGGACUAUCAGCAUUACCUUCUGAUUACUGGAGUUUCUUGCCUGAAGACCCGAACAUCGACCAAAGCUCUUUGAAACCAGCCAGGCGGAUUCUUACGCAUCCACAGGUUAAUUCUUUGUUGUGUGGGAUUGAUGAGAGGCUCGUCAAGAAAGACAUCCCCAUGAUCGACUCUCUUCCUUUGCUAUCUUUUCCAGUUACACCAAACGGUUAUCGUGUAACCGAAAUGGUUAAUCAGUUCACCGGUCCUAAGCUAAUCUUUGAUGAACGGACUCGGAUCUACAGGAAGUUAGUUGGCUUCGAAGGAAAUGGUCUUGAACUGAGUUCUCGUGUGAUCGAGUGCAUGCAAUAUUCAAGACUGUUUUCGGAAACUCUGUCUUCGAGUCAAGAAUCUGCGAAUCCGUACCAGAAGAAGUCGGAUACUCCGAAACUAUGCGGUCUAAGGUUCAUGAAAGACGUCCUGCUCGGUAAAAGAAACGACCACACGUUCCGAACAGUUGUCGUCGGCGACCCGUCUCUGAAGCUUCACGAGAUUGGUAUACCGAAGAGGAUCGCAGAGAGGCUUCAAGUGUCGGAGAAUCUCAACAACUGGAACAGAGAGCGUCUCGUCACGUCAUGUUUCCACAAGCUGCUCGAGAAAGGAGAGGUUCACGUCAGGAGAGGAGAUAGCUUAGUGGCGAUCCGAGUAAUCGACGACCUACGAAACGGAGACAACAUUUUCAGGACUCUGAAAGACGGAGACACGGUGUUGAUGAACAGACCGCCUUCGAUCCAUCAGCAUUCGCUUAUCGCAAUGUCGGUUAAAGUCCUCCCGACCACCUCUGUCGUCUCCUUGAACCCGAUCUGUUGCUUGCCGUUUCGCGGUGAUUUCGAUGGAGAUUGUCUUCACGGUUACGUUCCUCAGUCGAUUCAAGCGAGAGCUGAGCUUGACGAGCUUGUGGCUUUGGAUAAGCAGCUUGUUAACAGACAGAACGGACGAAACUUGCUCUCUUUAGGACAAGACAGCUUGACGGGGGCUUAUCUUGUUAAUGUGGAGAAAAACCAUUGCUUGAACCGAGCUCAGAUGCAGCAGCUUCAGAUGUACUGUCCUUCGUCUCAGCUUCCUCCUCCUGCGAUUAUCCGAGCUUCUUCUUCGAGCAGCAAGAGCGAGGCUCAAUGGACAGGAAUGCAGCUCUUCGGGAUGCUGUUCCCUCCCGGGUUCGAUUACAGCUACCCUCAGAACGACGUUGUUGUAAGCAACGGAGAGCUUCUGUCUUCCUCUGAAGGCUCUGCUUGGCUCCGGGACGUUGAAGGGAACUUCAUUCAGGGUUUGCUGAAACACGACAAAGGGAAAGUUCUUGAUAUCAUCCACUCUGCUCAAGAAAUGCUCUCUCAGUGGUUGCUCAUGCGAGGACUGAGUGUCUCCUUGGAGGAUCUGUACUUCUCAUCUGAUCCUCAGUCUCGUCAGAACUUGACAGAGGAAGUGAGUUACGGACUGCAAGAAGCUGAACAAGUCUGCAACAAGCAGCAGCUUAUGGUUGCAUCCCGUAGAGACUUCCUUGCGGUUAACGGAGAAGAAGACGAGAAGGAGGAUUUGGCCGCGGAUUUGUCCAGGUUCUGCUUCGAGAGACAGAGUUCAGCGGCGCUGAGUAAACUUGCGGUCAGUGCCUUCAAGGAUGCGUAUAGAGACGUUCAAGCACUGGCUUACAGGUACGGAGAUCAGUCAAACUCGUUCUUGAUCAUGUCGAAGGCCGGAAGCAAAGGAAAUAUAGGGAAGCUGGUUCAGCACAGCAUGUGCAUUGGUCUGCAGAAUUCGUCUGUUGCGUUGUCCUUCGGGUUCCCUCGAAAGCUGACUUGUGAUUCUUGGAACGACCCGAGAAGCCCGCUUCGUGGCGCAAUGGGAGAUGACAAAACCGUAACCGAGUCCUUUGUUCCAUAUGGAGUCAUCGAGAGCUCGUUUCUCACAGGCUUGAAUCCUCUUGAAGCUUUUGUUCAUUCAGUGACAAGCCGUGAUAGCUCCUUUAGCGGUAAUGCUGAUCUUCCGGGGACACUUAGCAGGAGACUGAUGUUCUUUAUGAGAGACAUAUACGCUGCUUAUGACGGGACAGUGAGAAACUCUUUCGGGAACCAUUUGGUACAGUUUUCUUAUGAGACUAAUGAUGAUGAUAAUCAUCAUCCCGGAGAAGAUAUAACAGGCGAAGCAGUUGGGUCACUCUCUGCUUGUGCUCUCACUGAAGCUGCUUAUAGCGCGCUGGACCAACCCGUUAGCCUUCUUGAAACUUCGCCGCUUCUUAAUCUUAAGAAUGUGUUGGAGUGUGGAUCGAAGAAAGGUCAACGAGAACUGACAAUGUCUUUGUAUUUGUCUGAAAACCUUUCUAAGAAGAAGUACGGAUUCGAAUAUGGGUCACUGGAGAUCAAGAACCACUUGGAGAAACUUAGUUUCUCAGAGAUUGUUUCUACAUCAAUGAUAAUAUUUUCUCCGAGCACUAACACAAGGAUACCUCUAAGCCCGUGGGUAUGCCAUUUUCAUAUCUCCAAGAAACUAGUGAAGCAGAAGCAACUGGACGCCGAAUCUGUUGUCGAUUCAUUAAACAAACAGUAUAUGAGCAGGAAGAAAGAACUCAAGCUUGAUCUUCUUGAUUUACAAAUAGAAACCACAAACCACUGCUCUUCGGAUGAUAAAGCAAUGGAAGAUGAUAGAUUCUGCAUCACAGUCACUGUUGUGGAAGCGUUUCCUUUGGAGCUCGAAGCUAUUCAACUCGUCUUGAUCCCUUUCCUUCUCGACUCUACUGUCAAAGGCUACCAAGAGAUUAAAAAGGUGGAUAUCUUAUGGGUUGAUAGACCAAAAGCGCCGAAAAAGACCGGGAAUGAUUUGGCCGGUGAGCUUUUCUUGAAGGUGACAAUGUUCGGAGAUCGAGGCAAGAAGAACCGUUGGAGUUCUCUUCUUGAGACCUGUCUUCCCGUUAUGGAUAUGAUCGAUUGGACCCGAAGCCAUCCUGAUAACAUCCGUCAAUGCUGCUCGGUUUAUGGAAUAGACGCCGGUCGAAGCAUUUUCCUAGCGAAUCUUGAGUCUGCUGUGUCUGAUACCGGUAAGACGAUACUAAGGGAACAUCUGCUUCUUGUAGCUGAUUGUCUCUCUGUUACCGGAGAGUUUGUGGCACUAAACGCUAAAGGUUGGGGUAAGCAAAGACAGGUCGAGUCCACUCCUGCUCCCUUCACUCAAGCAUGCUUCUCGAGCCCAAGUCAAUGCUUUAUCAAAGCUGCUAAGGAAGGUGUAAGAGACGAGCUUCAAGGAUCCAUAGACGCGUUAGCUUGGGGAAAAGUUCCUUCUUUUGGGACCGGAGAUCAGUUCGAAAUCAUCAUUUCUCCAAAGAAACAUGGGUUUAGUACACCCGUGGAUGUGUAUGACCUUUUGAGUAGUACAGCGACGCUUUCAGAGACAGGAGAGACGACGUUGCGUGCAACGAACUCUUUGCCCAAAUCAGACAAGUUCACGGUCCAGCCAUUACGCUUGCUCGAUACCGCUCUCUCCAAAACAAUCAAGAUACUCGACGGGAAAGGACUCACCAGGUCGCAUCUAAGAAAGGUCUUAACAUGGGACAACAUCGUGGAGCUGUCUCGGUCACUGAAAAUCAUACUCUACAAAUACGAGAUCGAUGCUCAGUUGAAUGAGAAGGAUGGUAAUCUCGUGAUGAUGGCUCUACUCUUCCACCCAAACGGAGCUGAGAAAAUAGGACCAGGCUUCAAAGGAAUUAAGGUGGCUAAUUCUAAGCACGAUGUUAGCCGUUGCUUUGAGGUUGUAAGAACAGAUGGAACAACAGAAGAUUUCUCUUACCACAAGUGUGUAUUGGGAGCAACAGAGAUCAUUGCCCCUGGGAAAGUGAACUUCUACAAGUCCAAGUAUCUCCAACGCCGUACGGUCCAACCCGGUACGGACCAAGAAAACCCGAAAGCUGUUAAAUAAAAAGAAGCAAAAAACUGUUUUUUUUUGUCGAUAUAAUAAUAUCGAACAAUGUAAGAAGGUGUUUGUUUGUGUUUUGUUAAAAAAAGGAAAGUGAUAGAUAGAAAGGUAGAUAUAGAGGAAAAGCUUUUUUAGCUUUGCUCUAAGCUUCUUUUUGCUUCUUUUACUAUGUGAUACCUUUGCCUUAAACCCUCAAAAGGCUUAAAGGUUAAUUACGUAGUGGAAGCAGCAACGAGAAGCUGGCAAAGAGGGCUUCUGUUCUGUUUCUUGUUUCUUGCUCUGGUUCUUGUGUCUCUGUUUGUCUGUAAAACUAUGGAGUUUCCGGUUUAACUAUGAAUGUUCCGGUUCUGUUUUUAUUCUUUCUUUAACCGGGUUUUCGUGCAAUUGUUAUAUGAUUCCUCAUAAUAUCUUUCGUUCUCCUCAGAAGAGAUGAGAUUUUCUUUGUUUAUCAAAACUUAUUAUUUCUCAGGGCAUGCUCUGCUUUUUUCCUGGUUAAGAUCGGUU